AGUUUGGUGCGAGUGGCUGCUGAGAUAGAGGAACAUAUGACGCUGUGGUUCUCUUCACUUCCUGUAAAAUUAUGCUCAACAGAAACAGCUACAUGUGAAACACAGACAAAACUCCCGCACACUGUUUCAGAGGCGCGAGACAAUGGAUAACUUCUCAGACAAAUCAUGAGGACUUUGAGCCAUUGAAUGGGAUGGCGUUUUAGGUAAGCUUUAUCAUGGUUUCUGCUUAUCAGGGAACUGCUUGCAUUUGCAUUAUCUUACAUUACAUUUUUCCUUCACAGUUUCAAGGAACACUUGCCGGGGUCUAGUCUAUCUUUGAAUGGUUGGGCUACUACUUGGUUUAGAAGUAGGUUUCCCUUGUAAAAACAACCAUGCAAUUACUGCAGCAUUUACAUUUCAUAAUACUACAACUCCAAGUUCUACAAUACAAGUCAAAGUAGUUUCAUGUAUUCACUACAACCCCAGGUUAGUGAGACACUUUCGGUGCAGCAUUGUGCAUCUUAAAUUCUUUCUUAAAUGUGCUUUCUUUAAGAUGUUUUUUUUGGACUUUUAUACCAAUCUAAUAUGAGGUCAUGUCUGAAAUUCUGUGAGCAUCUCACAUUAAUAUUAAGAUAACUCGAAUUUAAUCUUCAGAUCUGAGCUAUGAUUUUUCUUUUGUAACCAUACUUUGCAGCCUCUUCUAACAUACAAUAUACAUCAGUAUAUGGUAGAAUUCUGACCCAGUUGGUUUUUUUUUACUUUGAAUCCAAUCAAUGCAGAUAGGUAUAUGUCAUAUCCUGAUGGAUUACUAUGGCACUGUAUCAACCAGAAGAGCUUGUCACAACUCAAGCCAGCUCCUAGACGUUCAUUCUUUUGACUGCAGAGUAUAUUACAGCAGACUGCACUAAUGUCUGAGUUUUCUACUCCUGUGUUAAGUCUGCUGAGCCCUCACACUGCCAUGGAUGUUCUGGCUGUUUAUGGAAUAGAGUGUCCUCCAAUGAAAGACUUCGACCAAAUAGUGGAUUACAGAGCAGAGAAACGUGAACACCUGCGAGGACGUAACAACGUGACAUCAUGUCGAAGCCCUACGAGGGAGUUUGAACCAAUACGCAUAAAGAGUGAGCUGAAGGAAAAAAGGCAUCUGGAAUUUCAGAGGAGAAGAUCAGUGAGCCCUGAGCCGUCUGCAAACCUUAUCUCAAAGAAGAAACCGAAGAGAAAGACGCUCUCGAUGAAAUAUUAUAGUCCAAACAGCAAGUCAGAGACACUGCAUACAAAUGUGCAAAAAACUCCCACCUCUGAUGGGCGUCCACUGAUGGUUUUCACACCAAACAGCAGUUUAACUGAUAGCCCAAGCACCAGCAAAUGGGUAAGUACUUUCAACCUGAACUGCAUAAGAGUGCACAGUGUUCGUUCACCUCAGAUUUUCAACUUUCCACAGAGUUUAAAAGCAACUUUUUCCAUCUCAUUAUUUUCUCAGGCAUAUUUGUGGCCAGAAGAAGUUACACUGACAAGACGGGAGAGAGACCAUGCAAAGCAGGCAGCAUCUACCUCCACACCAGCAGCCAAGGAAUCAAACCUGCACAGGACAAAAGGAAUGGAUAAAAACAUGAACAGUGUUAACGGUAAACUUCCUGUCAGACAUAUAGUUUCUAGACAAAAGCAACUGAUAAUUCAUCUUUGACGUUUCAUGCCUGUGGUGAUUUGUGUGUGCAUGUGUGUCCACUCUUACAGCUCAAAAGAAAAGCAUCAAAACAUUUACCCAGACAGGGAAGACUCAACAAAAACUCUCUAAUGUGAAUGAAAAUAUUCUCCAGAAAGUGAGUCUGAGAGACAACAGUGUGCAGACAGAGUGAGUUCUCUCAAUUUCUCCACUACCGUAGGCAUCUGUGAUUAGUGUUUACACAAUUUAACAAGAUAUUUUCAAUUGUGCAGGUCUGGUCUUGUUACUGUCAGAGAAACAGUAAGUUUCAAGUGUGGUUUUAAAGUUUUAAAACCUUUUAAAAAUGAUCCAGUUAAACUGAGUUUUUCCUCUCUUGACACUUUAACAGGAUAUCCAGCUGCUAGCUGACCUCUUACAGGUAAGCCAACAAAUUCCUGAUUUUUAUUCAAAUACAAAUUGAUUGUUUGAUUGCUUUAUGGCUUUUUCAUGCCUUUAUUUGGAGAAUAGGAUAGUGGAACAAGAAAUGGAGAAAGUCACCUGCCUCCUGGCAGUGGUUUUAGGUGUCAGAAUGCCUGUGUAGAAAUAAUCUGUCCCCUUGCUGAUUGUCUUGUUUGCUUUUUUGAAUUUAUAUAAAGGGAUGAAUAUCAAUUUUAUACUGUUACAUGACAAGUUAAAAUGUACUCACUGGGGUUUGAAGAUGAGAUACUUGUGGAGGAAGGUAAGAUGCAGUGAAUAGCAAUUAGGAGCACUGAGGUGAACAGACUUGGUAGAUAUGAAAUACAAUAUUUGUCAGAGAAUUUUGUCAGAGAGGAAGAGAGGUUCUUGUUUUGUUUGUUAUACAUUCUUGAUGGUAAAAAUGUGUCUAAUGGAGGAUCAUGUUUAACAUGAUUUACCAAAGCUCCUUGUCUUUUCAGACUUUGGGGUGAGCAAGAUGGCGUUUCAAUUUGGAAUCAGACUUAACAGCACUGCUAUGCUAAAUAUUCUCUGUACACUGUAACACUGUUCCUUUGGAAAUAAAAUUAUAGAGAAGAUAGAAUCUUUGUUGUCCUACCAAAACAAAAAAAUAUUUGCUACAUAACCAGUAGUUUGCAAUAGGCUAAUAUCAAUGUGCAGUGCAUAUUCCUUCAAGUAGCUACUUGAUGGGUGUUGCUUGGUAUCAGCGUGCACCUUUUUAAAAAAGCUAUUUAAAGUCCAAUUUUUCCUUAAAGAUAGGAGAUUCCUUGAAGAUAGUCUGUAUUUGUUUUUUUAUUUCAGGCUAAUGUCAUUGAGUUGUUUACUUUCAUACUAAGCACCUAUAGGUGCCUAAUGCGGAGAAGGGAAAUUCACCAUAAACAAAGGGUUUAUUUUGAAGUGUUAUUUUAAAUAAACCCAGGCUUAACACAUUUCGCUGGGUUUCACUUAAAUACAGCCUUACAUAAUCUCCUGCCAGUGCUAGCUUAGAUUGGCUAAUGUUAGCACCUGUCAGCUGGUUUUAUGCUUUGUGACAAAAUAAAGUUAUAGUUACAGAUAAAGUGAGUAUUUUAGCUGCAUAUUAGAAUAUAAAUGUUUUUAUUUAAGACAAGUGACAUAUUGUCUGUCUAUGAUUCAUUCUUAUAGUCAGUUUUAAAGCCUUAGCUCUGACUGCCUUUGGUUAUCUUCAGUGUUAGCAUGUUGCUGUAUGUAUCUCUGCUCUGCUGUGUGUCAGGAGGCCUUGUGGAGAGAGGAGGCCUUGAAGAAGAAGUUGGCGGCCCUCCAGGAGAGCACGACCAACCUCAUGAACUCCUCCAGCAAAAUAUGGACGGUAGGUCUCUUCAUUUGUAUGCAUGGAAUUUUUAACUUAAAACACAACACCCUAGCUCCACAGAUACAGUUUUGGGUUUCUGGUUGGCUUAGCUCUGAAAUGUCAGUCACAGCUGCAUACUCAACAGUGUUCAACGGCUGCUAUCUCAGGAAGGCCUGCGCAGUCUGUGGUUUGGAGUUUCCUGCCUGCACUGCAUAGGAUGAGUGUAAGCUGUCACUUUUAGGCAGGAAGGGUGUGACAGUCUGUCAUGAAUACAGCUGCUAUACAUCUUUAUUUGCUUUAUUUUAGUUCCUCCAGCUCUCAUGAAUGAGAUAAACCAUUGAUGUCUCCCUUUUUUGAUAUUUUUUGAACUUCAGUUUGAAGAUCUAAAAGUAUAUUUUAUUUAAAAAAUCUUUUUCACACCAGACUAUUGAGGUUUGUCACAUUUAGGUAACAUGUUUUUUCAUGCUUUAGUGUUGCAGCACAUGCAUAACACUGUUCAUAUUUGAGGCUCACAGUUGCCACAAGUACCGUCUGUGCAUCAUUAAGCACAGAUAGCGAAAGAACAAGCUGUCACAUAUUUUGGUACAUGAACCAUUAAUUUUCCAUCUGCAGGUUGCAGCGUGACAGUCAGUCAUUUCCUCUCUUACCCACACAGGCUUGCUGCCGUGAAGAUCUGCUGAGAAACAAGAUCAAGGCUCUGGAGGCGCAGCUGCAAGUCUGCAUGCAGGUAAGAACAGCAGCUGAGAAGCAACCGCUGACUCUUGUAUGAAGAAAUUUGAUCUUUUUCUCUCAGCUGUUUUAUUUUUGCACAGACUAAACCUUUGCAAACUGCCUUGUUAGUGUUUUUUAAAUUUAACUCAACAGAGUUUAAUCUUUUUCACAGAACUACCCAAAGGAUGGAGUGAAGAAAGUGGUGAUACAAAUGGAGAAGCAGAGAUGGGUGUAUGAGGAGAAGGCGCUGGAGGCCUUUCAGAAAGCCACAGAGGAGAAGACUGAGGCCCUUUCCAAGGCUGAAACUCUGCAGGUCAUAUAUGUGUUUUUGAAUCCAAAAAAUAGCAACCACUAUGUUUCUAAUGGACACAUCAUGUUACUGCAAUAUUUCUGUUGAUAUAUAAUGUAAUAAGUUUUAUACAGUGUCAGUAUUACAACAUUUGAAUCAUCUUUGAAACUUUGUCACUACAGGAAGCACUAAGCACAGCAAAAACAGAGUCCAUGAGAUGGCAGAGUCUGUAUGAGGAUCUGAAGCUGAGCUUUGAACAAGACAGGGAGAACCAGCGUCUCAACAAUGAACAGCUGGGACAGCUGCACAGCCAACUGGAGGUAACGAUGACAUUAUCAUAUACUGGCCGCUUUAAUUGUAAGAGGUUCCAGUGUUAAUGUUUAAAAACAUAUGUGUCUUGUGCAGCUGUCCAAAGCCAGGGAGGCCGAGCUGAGAAAAGAAGUGGUGUCAUUAAGACGAGAGAACAAGGAGCUGCAGUACAACAUCUCUCUGCUUGAAGAGGACAACCAGGUGUUUCGAGAGGAAAUGCAGCACCUCACAGGUGAAAUUUUUUUCUCACUUUCUAAAGGUCCCACAUGAAGCCAUUGUCAGCUUUAUCUAAAAGUGUUUCUAGUUCCACACACCCACUUUUUUUUGCAGAAUUUAAAUAUGAACACAUAAAAUAUUAACCUAAAGUGUUUUCUUUUUUCUAAUUCACAGAAGGAAGGGAUGAGACCCAGGACUUUUUUAUGCAGGAGCAUCUGACAUUAGAGGAAGCAAAGCCUCAGGUGACAGAAAGAAGAGAAUCUCAGGUGGAGGAGCAGCUCCGUCACACUCAGGAGAAACUACGACUCAAAGAAAAAGAGGUAAAUUGGGGAUUUCUUUUAGCAAACUACAGAACGUCAUUCACAAUCCUUUUAGUUAUGUUUGAUUCUGGACUGAAAAUUUAAGGUUCUCGAGAAAGCAUUCACAAAAGAUUUACGCAAAAUAUUAUAUUCACAAAUCUUACAAAAAAUGCAUCAUGAGGAUUCAUAUUUUGAAAACCACAAAAGAAAUAAAUGAGUAAGUGUAAUAAACUAUUUGUAUAUGGCAUACUGAACAUGUUUGUCUCUCAAGGCUCAUUAGCAGAGUAAGAUGUCGUAAGAGUUGAGGGAAAAUAUAAUUCCUGUGUCCUUUUCCAUUGUGAUGUGUGUGCAUUUGUAUGUGUGUGUGUUUGUGUGUGUGUAUGUGUGUGUGCACAGUGUGAGGAGCUGCAAACUGAGCUGUGUGUCAUGGAGCAGGAGUGUCAGUCCAGCCAGGCCCGGCUGUCGCAGUGCAGAGACGAGCUCCGACAAUUAACCCACCGCAGUAGACCGGUGAGCUCUGUGUGUGUGUGUGUAUGUGGACAUAGUCUUCUUGUGACUGAUGUUAUGACCCGUCUAGGGAUGGCCAGUACACUAUAUGAAAAAUGACCCAUUUCACCCAUCUCUCAAAGAGCCACAAUACUAACGUUCACAGUUUUAACAAUAACACACUUUAUUUACAAAAGACAUAUCUAAAAAUAUUGAUUAAAUUGACAAAUUAAGAACUAACUAACUAAAGAAGUUGAGCUAUCCACACUGCUGUGACGUGCCGUUUGGGAAAUGGACAUAACGAGAUGUCAUUUCUUCACUUUGUAUCAAAAUCGAGCCCCACAGCAGUCUACCACCUGUCUCGGAGCAGCCAAUCAGGAGCAGGCAAUCGCACAUUUAACUAAAAGUUAUGCAGCAACCUCACACGCACCAGACACAACCAAUUUAAAAAAAAAAAACACACACACUAUGUGCAAUAAUAGAAAAUUACAACCGCGGUCGUAACACUGAGAUUUUCUUUGACUACCACAUUUGACUAGUUCCUCUUCUUUAAAUCAAAAUUGAACUCUGCAGCAGUCUACUACCUGUCCGCACUGGACCCGGAGCAGCCAAUCAGGAUCAGGCAAUAGCACAUUUAAAUGAAAGAUAGGCAGAAACCUCACCACACACGCACCAAACACAACCAAAUUAAUAAUGAUAAUAAUAAAAAACACCAUACAGUAAUGGAACAUUGAGAUCUUCUUCUUGACUUUCACAUUUGACUAGUUUGAUGGUUAUGAGUAAAAAUACUAUUAACCCUGCUCUUAUCUUUUUUUGCUGCCUUUUUCUCUCUCUCAUCAUUUAGACCCCGUGUGGCUCCUGGUGGAAGGUGUGGGUUUUCUUUCUACUGUUCCUUGCUGUGACUCAAGUUGCCAUGUUGUGGAUGUGGUAUCCUCCUUUCAGAGAGCAAGUUGAAGACCUGUACUCGGACAUAGAGACACGCAUUGAAGACUAUCUCAUGAAAAUGGCCUCACCUCAACACUCGGGCUGUUUCAGACCAAUAUGAUAGUAUCAGAAUACUUAGUUUUAUUACAAAUUCUUAAAGUACGACUUUUGUUUGAUAUGGUUUGUGUCAGAUUUUUACUUUCAUGCAAUGGCAGACUUGAAACUUAAAGUGUGGGAAAUAUUGUUAUAUGUGUGAUGUUUGCACAGAGCUAGAAAACGUCAAUGUGAAAAAAUUAAACAUUUUUAGUGUAAAAGCAGGAUGUUUUAUCAAUACUGUAUAACACUUUUUUGUCAAAAGCACCAUCUUGAAUAUUUAAAAUAUGUAAAACAUAAAAAGCCAAAAGGUAAUGACGGGAAAACACGGUGAAGAACUUUUGUGGUGAUGGAUCUAGCCUCAGAGAGUUGAGCCUUUAGUGUGUUAUGUUUUGAGAAAUAAAGAAUAUUUUUUACUUAAGUUA
Xyrichtys novacula (pearly razorfish) is the source of this 7153-nucleotide messenger RNA. The record is from the annotation of a GenBank genome assembly. NCBI's taxonomy places the organism in Eukaryota, Metazoa, Chordata, Actinopteri, Labriformes, Labridae.